UCAGUCGUUAGUUGAGCACGCACCAUUGAGCGGUACGGAACUGUUAAAUUGGCGUCUGACUAAGUGUGUGUUUGAGGCGUACGCGAUCUUUGGGGCAACGUACGAACGAGAGCUUACGCAUAAAUUCUAAAAGAUACAGUCAUGCACUUGGUACCGAUAAUAUUUAUAGCUAUGGGCGCUAUUAGUCUUGUGAUAGCGGCACCUUCAACGGAAGCUGCCUCAGCAAAUCUGCCCGAGCUAAACCAUUGCGAUCACAAGUUAACAAAGUCGAAUAAGUAUUUGGAUUAUCCAUUUUGGAAGAAGUUCUUCAAGCAUUUGGUACCCUUUACGAGCAGCGCUCGUGUCAAAAUGCAAUUCUUUCUAUUCAAAAGGGACUUUCCCGAUUGCGGUAAAGAACUGUUUCCCAAUGAUGAUGAGACCUUGGAGCGUUCCGGUUUCGAUGCACGUCAUCCCACUAGAAUUAUCAUACACGGCUGGAUGAGUCAAGGCAAGGGUUCAUUGAAUCGGGAUGUGAAGAGCGCGUAUCUGAGUUUGACUAAGCCCAAGCCCAACACACAAAAUAAUGAUGAUGACGCAAGGAAUGAGCCCCAUACGGAAGCGCCACGUUAUGAGGAUUUCAAUAUAAUUGUGUGCGAUUGGAGCAAGAUAUCCUCGAAUGUAAACUACUUUGGUGUUGCCGAUAUGGUCGAGGAUCUGGGCUUUUUGCUAGCCGAGUUUGUGCGUUUUCUCCAUAUGCGUGCCGGUCUGCAGUUUGACGAUGUCUAUCUUAUUGGGCACUCUCUGGGUGCACAGAUUGCGGGCAGUGCGGGCAAGCAAAUCAGACCUUUUCGCUUCAAUACGAUCUAUGCCUUGGAUCCGGCGGGUCCCAAGUUUCGUGAGCAGAGCGAUGAGUAUCGCAUCGAUGCUAGUGAUGCCCACUAUGUAGAGUCAAUACAGACGAGCAUCGGAUUGGGCUUCGAGGAGCCCGUGGGCCAUGCGACCUUCUAUCCUAACUAUGGCAAGGAUCAAAAGAAGUGCUAUAUGUACGGCUGUUCCCACAAGCGUGCCCACGACUAUUUUGCCGAGUCCAUCAAUAGCACUAAGGGUUUCUGGGGCAUUCGCUGCGAGCGCAUAUCCAAAAAGACUUGGGUACUCUUAGACAAUGAUGGGGAAUUUCGUAUGGGUGGUGAGCCGUCAGAUCCCAAGAAUGGAACGUUCUAUGUAAAAACCUAUGAUAAAAAGCCCUAUGCUAUGGGCACCAAGCAAGCGCUGGCGGAUGCUUCUCGGCAGGAAGAGAGAACAACUGAGGUGUAUCAUUAAUAUUAAUCUGAUUAUGUGAAUAAGCGACAAGAGUAGCCUAGCUGUGAAAUAUUGUUAAGAAAGUUGCCUUAAUAAUAAAUGGAUAAUAAUUCUUAAA
Drosophila virilis is the source of this 1396-nucleotide messenger RNA. RefSeq names its product phospholipase A1. The record is from RefSeq and is a predicted model, not a curated record. Gene Ontology annotation, biological process: lipid catabolic process. Gene Ontology annotation, molecular function: lipase activity. Lineage: Eukaryota; Metazoa; Arthropoda; Insecta; Diptera; Drosophilidae.